Messenger RNA from Oncorhynchus keta (chum salmon), 1482 nucleotides. RefSeq lists its product as uncharacterized. The transcript is spliced from 3 exons. NCBI's taxonomy places the organism in Eukaryota, Metazoa, Chordata, Actinopteri, Salmoniformes, Salmonidae. The record is from RefSeq and is a predicted model, not a curated record. The coding region runs from base 1 to 1482 and encodes 493 amino acids.
AUGCCGAUGAGACCACAGCCCCAGCCUCACAGCAUCCCAUCCCCAGCUAAAGACUCACAGCUCCAACCCCAGCCUCACAUCCCCAGCCAAAGCCUCACAUCCCCAGCCAAAGCCUCACAUCCCCAGCCAAAGCCUCACAUCCCCAGCCAAAGCCUCACAUCCCCAGCCAAAGCCUCACCAUCCCCAGCCAAAGCCUCACAUCCCCCAGCCAAAGCCUCACAUCCCCAGCCAAAGCCUCACACCCCAGCCAAAGCCUCACACCCCAGCCACAGCCUCACAUCCCCAGCCAAAGCCUCACAUCCCCAGCCAAAGCCUCACAUCCCCAGCCAAAGCCUCACAACCCCAGCAACAGCCUCACAGCCCCAUUCUCACAGGCUCAGCCCUAGCCACAGCCCCAGCCUCACAGCCUCCCAUCCCCAGCCAAAGACUCACAGCUCCAGCCCCAGCCUUACAUCCCCAGCCUCACAGCCCCAUUCUCACAGACCCCAGCCUCACAGCCUCCCAUCCCCAGCCAAAGACUCACAGCUCCAGCCCCAGCCUUACAUCCCCAGCCUCACAGCCCCAUUCUCACAGACCCCAGCCUCACAGCCCCAGCCUCACAGUCUCACAGCCCCAGUCUCACAGCCUCAGUCCCAGCCUCACAGUCUCACAGCCUCACAGCCCCAGACUCACAGACCCCAGCCUCACAGCCCCAGCCUCACAGACUCACAGCCCCAGCCUCACAGCCCCAGUCCCAGCCUCACAGCCCCAGACGCACAUCCCCAGCCUCACAGCCCCAGGCUCACAGACACCAGCCUCACAGCCCCAGUCCCAGCCUCACAGCCCCAGACGCACAUCCCCAGUCCCAGGCUCACAACCCUAGUCACAGCCGCAGCCCCAGACUCACAGUCCCAGCCUCACAGCCCCAGACUCACAGCUCCAGAAUCACAGCUCCAGAAUCACAGCCCCAGCCUCACAGCCCCAGUCCCAGACACACAUUCCCAGCCUCACAGCCCCAGUCUCACAGACACCAGCCUCACAGCGUCAGUCCCAGCCUCACAGCCCCAGACUCACAUCCCCAGUCCCAGGCUCACAACCCUAGUCACAGCCCCAGCCCCAGACUCACAUCCACAGUCCCAGGCUCACAACCCUAGUCACAACCCCAGCCCCAGACUCACAGUCCCAGCCUCACAGCCCCAGACUCACAGCCCUAGCAUCACAGCCCCAGCCCCAGAGUCACAGCCUCAGCCUCACAGCCCCAGCCCCAGACUCACAGCCUCACAGCCCCAGCCCCAGAGUCACAGCCCCAGCCUCACAGCCCCAGCCCCAGCCCCAGCCCCAGCCUCACAGCCCCAGCCUCACAGCCCCAACCCCAGACCCCAGCCCCAGCCUCACAGCCCCAGCCUCACAGCCCCAGCCUCACAGCCCCAGCCCCACAGCCCCAGCCCCAGCCUCACAGCCCCAGCCUCACAGCCCCAGUCCCUCAGAGGCCCAACAACAUAG